Molecule: messenger RNA, 1977 nt
Organism: Drosophila serrata
Lineage: Eukaryota; Metazoa; Arthropoda; Insecta; Diptera; Drosophilidae
Source: RefSeq, a predicted model, not a curated record
AAUCUAUCUUUUACAUUCCAGAUAAAACUCUUGACUCUCUCACAGUGAAGAUCCUGUAAAUAAACAAAUUUAUAAUUAUAUUUUAGAAUUAAAGUCACAGAAAAAUAUGGAGAAGAAAAAAGCUAAGCCAAAGAUCCAAAAUGAAGAUCGUCAGAAUUUUGUGGCCACACGGAUGAGUCUACCGCUCUUUAUGGUUUCUCGUAAUCGCAUUAGAAAGGAUAACUUGGCUAGUGUGGGUAAACAGUUUAAAUUGGCCGGCCGGCAUUAUAAUGAAGAGUGUCGCAAGGAGAAUCACAAUGAGGCGGCUAGCAAUGCCACAUUCAAUCAUUACCGCCACAUCACGGGCUAUGACAAGCAGACAAAGAAUCCAUAUCCUGAGAGACGUCCUUUACGUGCCGAGCGAGGCAUGACCAAGUAUAGAAGCUGGCAACUUCCACCGAAUCACUACGGUAUUCCGCCGCAGCCAUUUCUCCGUCUGAGGGGCACCAAGGGCACCGUAUUUGCAACACCGCACACAAACCAUAGCCGUGUGUCCAUCAAGCCGCCUCCUUACCAUUUCUACGAAUCUUCACCGGGAAUCGAUAGACUCUUUAACCGCGAAAAUCAGCAGAAGGGCAAGUUCCUAUCGAAUGCCCGCGAUCACCGUCCGACGACUCGUACCAUGAUCUCCAGUAUCUCUGGAUGCUGGCGUGAUCCCAAGGACCCUGGGCCCUGCGAAACGCACACGGACUACUACACAAUGGAGGCCAAUGCAGCGGCCAUAACGAAGCCAGAACGUCCCAAUCCGCAUCUGUUCAAUCGAAGAUCGUAUGUGCCCACGCAGAUCAAUGUGAAAAUUCGGCGGCACAUCAGCAUGGAGCCGGCGCCAGGUCGCUACUGUACCAGUUAUCCAAAUGUCUGUCCAUGUCCGGCGGGCAAGACAAGUGUUCCAGGGCUUCAGCUUCUAAUCGAUGAACAAAAGAGGCUCAAGUUCCGGCGUCUGCCCUUCGAGCGGAUUAGCCGAAAGACACUCUGUGAGCCGGACUGGCGUCAUGUGAUUGGGCAAGGGCAUCGGCAUAUCUUCAUGAUGGCUCCCAAGGACAGGCUGAAACCCUCGAAGAAGCCAGCUGGUGCCUCCAAGAAACCUGGGAAGCUAAUUAAUAUGUUUGCUGACGCCAAGUACAUCAAUAUGCUCACUCAGCCCCAGCGGCAUAAUAUCUCCAUCCGGAAUUUUCCGGUGCCACCGUAUGUGCCAAAGAUCGUUUACAAUUGCGCUGCCAAGCGCAUAGUUCGCAAACAGCUGAAGAACAACAAGAAGAUUGCUUUCAAUAGUGGCCAGGAGCGUUGGAAGGAUGGCGAACGACCAAUGCAGCUCACCACCCGGCAGCUGGAGGCCAUCAAGGCCAAGCUGCCGCCGGAGCGGCGACUCAUAGAUCAUCCCAUUGAUAUACCCGAGGAUCUGCCAAGCCGUCUGACGCAUGUCCCUGACCACCAGAGGGUCACCUAUAUGCCAAAGCUGCGAAAGCGACUGUUCAAAUUCCUUCCCAUUCCCGCUGCCCGUGUCCUGGUCACUGACAGCGAUAUACGUCCGGAUAUAGUGUUCGAUCCUGACAAUCCAACCGGACUGUACCGGCGAAAGAUCGUUGAGUCCAUGUUCUUCAAAGACGCUGUGCUCCGGGCAAUGGAGAACAAGGAGAACGAUCAGCCCGGAGACGCAAGCGAAGUCGUGUCUCAGACACAGUCCCAAUUGCCAUCGGAAGCCCCUUCCGGGGCGGACAUUGAGUUACCAAAGGACUCAUCCGCGCAUUCGGUCCAAGCUUAAAAUUGCUUCAGAUCUCAGUUUCACGUUAGUGCCACUUUUUGAAAUCCUUUUCGUUUUUGAUUUAUGCUCCUCGCUCGACCGAAUCCACGUGGCCAAGAAACAUACCGAGAGAUGGCCGAGGGAAAGCAGCUGGAAAUACCUUAAAUAAAAAUGUGAAAAAUUAUCCAUUUGGAAAA